Messenger RNA from Diceros bicornis minor, 1007 nucleotides. It is a transcript of the gene TECTB, whose product is annotated as tectorin beta. The transcript is spliced from 10 exons. NCBI's taxonomy places the organism in Eukaryota, Metazoa, Chordata, Mammalia, Perissodactyla, Rhinocerotidae. The record is from RefSeq and is a predicted model, not a curated record. Gene Ontology annotation, cellular component: cell surface. Bases 1 to 990 code for a protein of 329 amino acids.
AUGGUGAUGAGGGCUUUUGUCCUGUUGGCCGUCUUUGUGGAAGCCUCUGCAAGAUCAUGCACUCCAAAUAAAGCAGAUGUCAUUCUUGUGUUUUGUUAUCCCAAAACCAUCAUCACCAAAAUCCCCGAGUGUCCCUAUGGAUGGGAAGUGCAUCAGCUGGCACUCGGUGGGCUGUGUUACAAUGGAGUCCAUGAAGGAGGUUACUACCAAUUUGUAAUCCCAGAUUUGUCACCUAAAAACAAGUCCUAUUGUGGAACCCAGUCUGAGUAUAAGCCCCCCAUCUACCACUUCUACAGCCACAUUGUUUCUAAUGACACCACAGUGAUCAUAAAGAAUCAGCCUGUGAACUACUCCUUCUCCUGCACCUAUCACUCCACCUACUUGGUGAACCAGGCUGCCUUUGAUCAGAGAGUGGCCACUGUUCACGUGAAGAACGGGAGCAUGGGCACAUUUGAAAGCCAAUUGUCUCUCAACUUCUACACUAAUGCCAAGUUCUCCAUUAAGAAAGAAGCCCCUUUUGUCCUGGAGACAUCCGAAAUCGGUUCAGAUCUGUUUGCAGGAGUAGAAGCCAAGGGGUUAAGCAUUAGGUUUAAAGUGGUUUUGAACAGCUGUUGGGCCACACCCUCGGCUGAUUUCAUGUAUCCCUUGCAGUGGCAGCUGAUCAACAAAGGCUGCCCCACGGAUGAAACAGUCCUCGUGUAUGAGAACGGGAAAGAUCACAGAGCAACCUUCCAGUUCAAUGCCUUCCGAUUCCAGAACAUCCCCAAACUCUCCAAGGUUUGGUUACACUGUGAGACGUUCAUCUGUGACAGUGAGAAGCUCUCCUGCCCAGUGACUUGCGACAAACGGAAGCGCCUCCUCCGAGACCAGACAGGGGGUGUCCUGAUCGUGGAGCUCUCCCUCCGUAGCAGGGGAUUCUCGAGUCUCUAUAGCUUCUCAGAUGUUCUCUAUCACCUCCUCGUGAUGCUGGGGAUUUGUGCCGUGUUAUAGAAGAUAGCCAGGUAGGC